GGGGACGGGUUCCUGUAGGAGACUGAAGAUCGCCAGCUGCCAUUAGAGCCGCUGCUGCGAAACUGACGCCAUUGCGCAGGAGGGCCCGUUCGGGUUCUCUUCUGCCGCUGGUCUGGUGAGCGCCGCGUGCGGCCUCCUUGCGUGGGCCGGACUCCACGAUCAAGUUGCCGACCACCUGCCCGAUCUCAUUUUAGUCUCAUCUAGGAACACCGAAGCUGGGAUGUAGUGGAUGAUGUAAUGGCGGAAGAGCCCAGUAGUAAUUACAAAUUGCAAAUUAGACUCCCCAAGAUGUCAACCAGAGUCCCUCAAGGCCAUACUUGGGCCCGACAGGUGAAGGAGGAGGAUGAGGAAGAAGACCCGCUGGACCAGCUGAUCUCCCGCUCUGGCUGUGCUGCCUCUCACUAUGCUGUGCAGGAGUGCAUGGCCCAGCACCAGGAUUGGCGGCAAUGCCAGCCACAGGUGCAGGCCUUCAAGAACUGCAUGAGUGAACAGCAGGCAAGGCGGCGGGAGGAGCUGCAGAGGAAGAAAGAGCAAGCCAGUGCCCACCGCUGAGACCCCAACCCACCUAUUCCCAGAGGACAGCCCUGCAGAAACCAACGGCCCUGCAGAAACCCACACCCAGAGAGAUCAUGGGAGGAAGAAAUCCUAAACAGUAGAAGUGCGGACCAGAAGGCGUAAAAUUUGGGCUUAGUCUUUGGGAUUGGGUUGAGAGUCAGACAACCAUGGGUAUGGACAUGACUGCCAUAAAGAGCUGUCGUGUUUUCAUGGUCAGAUUCCACACAGCCUCACCUAUAUUAUUCCACCUAUUUCGUCAUGUAAAACAAGAAGUUGGGUUAAGGAUACCCCCUACCCCACAUCUUGGGUCAGUGCGCCAAGUACUAAACUGAUAACGUGAACAUUUUAAUUUUAAAAGUAAAAUUCACAAUCUAAAGUUAAAUUGGUUGCUUGAUCAGGUCUUCAUUUAUUCAGUCAUUUGUUCAAUAACAGCAGGUAUUUCUGAGACCUUCCCAUAUGCCAGGCAUUGUGUUGGAAACUGAUGUGAUGAAUAACAUGAUCUUUGCCUUUCAUGUUUAGAAUCUAGUUUAAGAGAAGGAGAAAUAAAACAACUCUGGAACAGCGAAUUCAUGGCAGUGAUACAAGUGCCUUUAUCUUUCAUCUGUUGUUCUGGAUGUUUCACUGUAAUGAGAGGAAGAAAGCAAAUGGGGAAACUUUUUAUUCAACAAACACUGAGUGACUGGUAUCUGCCAUACUCAGUUAAAUUAACCCGAUCCAGACUCUGACUUCAGUGCACUCUAAACCCAACAGAUACAACGUUGGCCUAACAUUUAAAAAUUUUAUUUAACAUUAAAAUACAGAUUUUCAGCGAUUUACAGAAUGGAAAAUCUGUGAACCUAGAGUUUGUAUUCCCACUUCAUAAUAAUUUGCUGAAGCUGAAUUAUAAGGCCUCCUUUUAGGGGGUUGUUUUCACCAACUCAUAACAAUUGCCAUCUCUUUUCAUUUUUCUUUCACGGGGUUACUGUACAUUCUCUUACUUCCUGCCUAGCCCUGUACGGCAUGGGGGGUGGGUGCUGUGACCACUGCCAUAGAAGCUGGACUGCAGAGGGGGCCGUAUGCUCACAUUAUCAACAAUAAUAAACAUUUCUUGAGUAUUAGAAGUCCAAAUGAAGUAUAAAAAAAAACCUGAUGCCGUCAAGUCGAUUCCAACUCAUAGCAACCCUAUAGGAUAGAGUAGAACUGCCCCGUAGAGUUUCCAAGGAAUGGCUGGUGGAUUGGAACUACCAAUUUUUUGGUUAGCAGCCAGGCUCUUAAGCUGCUAUGCCACCAGGGCUCCAAAUGAAGUAUAAACCCAGUGCUGUCGACUAGAAAUAAUGAAGUAUGGUAGGCUUUAAAUCUUUGAGCCCUUGUAUUAGUAUUUGGGGAAAAGGCAAAGACAGAAGAUAUGAGGAGAGGCAGUUUAAAAAACCAUAAAAUUCUGUUUCAACAGUUUAAUAGGAUAUAGGAUGACCAGGUGUGUGUGUGUGUGUUUGUGUAUACACACACGCAUAUGAAAAGAUGCAUGUUCGUGUGGUCAUGUGUUCAGUGCUCUGGGUCAUCACAGGGAGCAAGCAGAGUGACAGAAGCAGUCAGCAAGGGUCUCAGAAGAAAAGGAGUUAGUUGAGUUGAACUUUUAGAGAUGAAGUAGACAUUACCUAUUUGUAACAUAUAAUACAAGAUUACCAUCCAAAGUAAAUAGAAAGUACCUAGAAAUCAGUAAGAAAAAGCAAACAGCCCAAUAGAAAAGUGAACAAAGUUAAAUAUGCCCCAAAAUAUAGGAAAAUGUGUUCCACUCACUGAUAUUCAGAGAGAUGCAGAUUUUAAAAACAAAGAAUUAUUAGCUGAUUGUACCGUGGGCAGUGCAAAUGGUUAAGCCCUUGACUACUAGCCAAAGUGUUGGCAGUUAGAACCCACCCAGAGGCUCUUCAGAAGACAGGCCUGAUGAUCUACAUCCAAAAAUUCACAGCCUUGAAAACUUUAUAAAGCACAGUUCUACUGUGACACACAUGGGUUGCCAUGACUGAAUCUGAAUCAACUUGGCAGCUAACAACUAUUGACAAAAAUUAAAAGUAUUUAUAAUGACCAGUAUUGGUGGAGGAGCUGUUGAUGGUACAGUGGUUAAGCACUCAGCUGCUAACCGAAAGGUCAGUGGUUCACUCCAUGGGAGAAGGAUGUGGCAAUCUGCUUCUAUAAAGAUUAAACCUGUUGCCUUUGAGUCAAUUCCAACUCACAGCAACCCUAUAGGACAAAGUAGAGCUGCCCCAUAGGGUUUCCAAGAAACAGCUGGUGGACUUGAACUGCUGACCUUUGAGUUGGCAGCCAAGUUCUUAACCACUGUGCCACCAGAGCUCCCCAUAAAGGUUAUAGCCUAGGAAACCAUAUGAAGCAGUUCUACUCUGUUCUGUAGGGUCACUAUGAGUCAGAAUCGACCCAAUAGCAAUGGCUUUUUGGUGGAGAAUUGGUAGGUAUGGGAUGAAACAGGCACACACACUAUCGAAGGAUCAUAAAUUAACAGCUUUUAGAGAGCGGCAUUGGUGGGAUCUAUACAUUUUUGAUAUUUAAACAGUAAUUCCUCUUUCAGAAAUCUUAAAUAUAUUUUUAUAAGAUAUAUGUCCAAUUUCAAAAAGGAAAUUAAUGAGUGCAAGUUGCCCACAGUGAUAUGUUUUUCUUUAGUCUCUCAGCUCUGCAGCCCAGAGCUAUGGGGUUGGAGUUCAUUGCAGCAUUGUUUAUGAUGGUGAAUAAAUUAUUACAAUGUAAAUUUCUAUCAAUGUGGACAUUUGAUUAUAUGUUAAUUUUUUUUCCAACAGGAAUGUAUCGAUGUGUUAUUUUGUGUAAAUAAAGUAGAAAUAAUAAGUCAUGGGGUGGGGUACUAGCAAAGAGGAAGGAUGGAAGGACACCCUUAGCAGGAAGAAUGGCUUCCACAGCAGUUAAAUGGAGGGAGCCAGUUUCGGAGGAUUCAAGCAAGCUAACCCUAGGUGCGUGAAGGAAUGCCCUUUGUUAUGGAUUGAAUUGUGGCCCCUCCAAAAACUAUGUAUUGAAGUCCUGGCCCCUAUACCUGUGGAUAUGAUCCUUUCUGGAAAUAGGGUUUUCUUUGUUAUAUCACUUAGGUCAAAAACUGUUGCUGUUGAGUUGAUUCAGAUUCAUAACAAUCCUACAGGACAGAGUAGAGCUGCCCCAUAGGGAUUCCAGGGAAUGCCGACCUUCUAAACCUAAAUCACUUCUGAGUUACAGAAAUGGCAGAGUAAACACAGACACACAAGGAAGAGGAAAUCAGGCGAUGGAGACAGAUGCAUCUACAAGCCCAGAACACCAAGAUUUGCUGGCAGCUACUAGAAGCUGAAAUUAGACAAGGAAGGACGUCACCCUAGAGUGACACCCUGAAUUCAGACUUCUAGCCUCCUGAACUGUGAGAAAAUGAAUUUCUGUUCGUAAAGACACCUACUUGUACUUCUGUUACAGCAGAACUAGGUAACGAGACACAUUGCAUUAGGCAAAGGGGCCUCUGACGCCACCUAAGCCUGUUUCCUCAAGUAAAUGGGGAUAAUCUCUAAAUCACAGCUAAUGAAAUUUGUUACCAUGUAUUGAACUAUUACAACUAAUAUUUUUUCAACAUUUAACCCAGGCAGUCUAGUUCAGAAUCUGCUCUCAAUCCCUCUGAUACACUGAUUUAAAAUCCCAGCCAUACCACUUACUAGCUAUGUGUCUUUCGGCAAGUUAUUCAGCAUCUCAGGCUGCUAACCCAAAGGUCAGCUGUUCGAGUUAUAGUGCCUUGCCCAUAGGGUUGUUGAGAAUUUUUUUAUGGCACAUAAUAAGCAUUCAGUGACUGUUAACUGUUCAUCAUCAUCAUCACUAUUAUUGUGUGACAGUCACUGUCCUGCAUUACUUUAUCUCAUCUAAUCCUCAUAACACUUCUUUUUAGAGGAAUAAGAGUCAAAUGGGAAUCACACUCCAAGUAUACCUCAUUCCGAACCCUGUGUGCUCCUCUGCCCAGUGUUCUUUCACAGGCAUCAAGUGCCUAAUACUGCAUUUAACGGUAAGUAGGCACAUUUACUAUGUAAUAUUGCUUUACUUUUUCAAAAAGGAAAUUAAUAAGUGCAAGUUGCCCACAAUGAUCUAUAUCAGUAUUUUUGUUUGUUUGUUUCAGCUCUGCAGCCUAGAGCCAUGGGGCUGGAGUUUAAAGUGGCCCAUGCCUGUCUAUACAAUCUACACCUAACCUCUGGCAGCUUUGGGUCAUCUCUGCAGAUAGGCUUGGUGCCAGGGAUGAAUGGAGAGCCCUCUUGGCUAGGUGCCCCUCUUGGCUAGGCCUAAGGCAGCCUCAUGAUUUGGCUCUUCCCUGCAAAGUCCUUGGCUGGGGACUUUGCCUUGUGUUCAGUACAAAGGUGCACUGCAAUGUGUUUUACUAGAUGAGUAAGAAGAUACUCCUUCUACUUCCCCCUCAGGUAAAGCUGCCAGACUGAGUCCUUGGGCUGCUGACUUUAGAAAUUAAGACAAAGGGAACUGGAGCCAGCCCAGAUUGAAACCUUACACUCUCCCUCUGCAGAGGACUCUGGAGCUCCCUGCUCAGCUCUGUCAGGGACUUAAAGCAGGUAGAGGAAGUGGGAGGGAUUCUUUCCUUCUCUGCAGCUAUCUUUCUCUAGCAGCUAUCUUUUGAAGGGAAGAAAGGCCUGGCAAUCUACUUCUGGAAAUCAGCCAGUGAAAAUCCUGUGGAUCAUAAGGAUUUGACCCGCAACUUAUCAUGGGGAUGGUGUAGGAAUGGGCAGCAUUUCUUUCUGGUGCAUGAGGUUGCCACGAGUGAGGGGCCUACUCAACAGCAGCUAACAGCUACAGCUUUUGAAGAGUUUUCAUUCUUCAGAACCCGGGUACCUUUCAGAGCCUGCGUAUUCUAUCUAAAUGGUAAACUGAUUCCCCAAAUCUGAAAUGUCAGAGAAUGAAAAUUAUUCUAGGGGACUGUAAGAGUUAAUUGAAUCAUUUUAGAUUCUCCAGGGGAAUCAGUCUUUUAAGACAAAAACAACACAGAGCAAAUUCAGAUUAAACAGCACAAGACACAUUGGCCGCCUCUGUCUGCAGUGCCUUUCCAAGUUUAGUUCCAGACAUGCUGAAUGCACACUCAGAAAGCUUU
Loxodonta africana (African savanna elephant) is the source of this 5653-nucleotide messenger RNA. RefSeq names its product cytochrome c oxidase assembly factor 4 homolog, mitochondrial. NCBI's taxonomy places the organism in Eukaryota, Metazoa, Chordata, Mammalia, Proboscidea, Elephantidae. The coding region runs from base 238 to 552 and encodes 104 amino acids. Gene Ontology annotation, biological process: mitochondrial respiratory chain complex IV assembly. The record is from RefSeq and is a predicted model, not a curated record. The transcript has 3 exons. Gene Ontology annotation, cellular component: mitochondrial intermembrane space.